ACCAAAAAGCGGGGUGCACCGAGUGUCGCGGGAGUUGCUUCUAGGUCCCUUGCUCCCGCGACAUGGCCUUCAACUUUGGGGCUCCCUCGGGCACCUCGGGCAGCGCUGCAGCCACCGCAGCUCCCACGGGAUUUGGUGGGCUUGAGACUGCCAACUCCACCGCCAGUGGGUUUAAUUUUGGGGGUUUCGGAUUAGCUGCUAACCCUGCAGUGAACUUUAAUAUUGGGAAUUUCGGUGUUCCUACUACCUCGGCGACUCCGUUCAGUUUUGGUAACAGUCUGGCAAGUGCAGGUGGGUUCGGAGGAUUUGGGACAACAUCUACAACAGCAGGUUCUGCGUUCACCUUUUCUGCUCCAACUAACACAGGCACUACUGGACUCUUCGGUGGUACUCAGAACAAAGGUUUUGGAUUUGGUACUGGUUUUGGCACAACUGGAACUAGUACUGGUUUGGGUACUGGUUUGGGAACUGGAUUGGGAUUUGGAGGAUUUAAUACACAGCAGCAGCAACAACAACAAACUACAUUAGGUGGUCUCUUUGGUCAGCCUACACAGGCUCCUGCCCAGUCCAACCAACUGAUAAAUACUGCAAGUGCUCUUUCUGCUCCAACGCUGUUAGGAGAUGAGAGAGAUGCUAUUUUGGCAAAAUGGAAUCAACUGCAGGCCUUUUGGGGAACCGGAAAAGGUUAUUUCAACAAUAACAUACCACCAGUGGAAUUCACACAAGAAAAUCCCUUUUGCCGAUUUAAGGCAGUAGGUUAUAGUUGUAUGCCCAAUAAUAAAGAUGAAGAUGGGCUUGUCGUUUUAGUUUUCAACAAAAAAGAAACAGAUAUUCGAAGCCAACAACAGCAAUUGGUAGAAUCAUUGCAUAAAGUUUUGGGAGGAAACCAGACCCUUACAGUAAAUGUAGAGGGUAUUAAAACAUUGCCAGAUGAUCAGACAGAAGUUGUCAUUUAUGUUAUUGAGCGUUCUCCAAAUGGUACUUCAAGAAGAGUCCCAGCUACAACACUAUAUGCCCAUUUUGAACAAACCAACAUAAAAACACAGCUGCAGCAACUUGGUGUAACCCUCUCUAUGACUAGAACAGAACUUUCUCCUGCACAGGUCAAACAGCUUUUACAGAACCCCCCUGCUGGUGUUGAUCCUAUUAUCUGGGAACAAGCCAAGGUGGAUAACCCUGAUUCUGAAAAGUUAAUUCCUGUACCAAUGGUGGGUUUCAAAGAACUUCUUCGAAGACUGAAGGUUCAAGAUCAGAUGACUAAGCAGCAUCAGACCAGAUUAGAUAUUAUAUCUGAAGAUAUUGGUGAAUUACAGAAGAAUCAAACUACAACUAUGGCCAAAAUUGCACAAUACAAGAGGAAACUCAUGGACCUUUCCCAUAGAACCUUACAGGUCCUAAUCAAACAGGAAAUUCAGAGGAAGAGUGGAUAUGCCAUCCAAGCUGAUGAAGAGCAGUUGCGAGUUCAGCUAGAUACAAUUCAGUGUGAACUAAAUGCACCUACUCAGUUUAAGGGCCGACUAAAUGAACUGAUGUCCCAAAUCAGGAUGCAGAAUCAUUUUGGAGCAGUCAAAUCUGAGGAAAGAUAUUACAUAGAUGCAGAUCUGUUACGAGAAAUCAAGCAGCAUUUGAAACAACAACAAGAAGGCCUUAGCCACUUGAUUAGCAUCAUAAAAGAUGAUCUAGAAGAUAUAAAGUUAGUAGAACAUGGAUUGAAUGAAACCAUCCACAUCAGAGGUGGUGUAUUUAGUUGACAGAUCACAAACUUGUGUUAAAGGUUCAUGAACUAUAUCUUCUUGCUACAUCAGGCCUUCCCUAAGAAUGAAACUGACCACAUGGAGGAAAAGGAAAGAAAAUUCUCUGCUGGCUUGGUUUUUGAGAAGGUUACUGACAAAUUAUUAUUCUUCAGAUUUGAAAUAAGUCACUUCACAGCUCUUCAAAGACAGCCUUCGGAAGAUUUAUAUCUAAAAGCUGUUACUUACUUUAAGAAGUACAUAAUUACCAAAAACGUACGAUUGUACAUUUUUACAACAGCAUUUUCUUAAAAAUAAUCAGUGUUUAAUGAUUAUUCUCCAUCCAGCCUGUACUCUACUUUCCAUAGCAAGUAAAUAUGCAAUAUCUACUUUGCACAUAAAAUGUAUGACUACCUGGCUGUUGGAGAUUAGUACUUCAGAAAAUAAAUGUACAUCAGUUUUUAUAUUUGUGAAUUCAUCUGUAGAAGGAGUAAAGAAAAUCCAAGAGUAUUUAAUGAUUAAUGUGGUUUUCAUUUCAUUCUAUAAAGAUUUGAAAAUAUAUUUUUAUAUUAUUUUGCUUAUUUGAAAUUUACAGAACACCUACGCAAUUAGGAUAUAACAAAAUUACAUUUUAUCAUUUUUGCAACUUUUGUUUCUUUAAACAUUUUUAUUUCUAAAAAUGAUGAAAACAAAUAAAUUCUUGAUUGUAAUUACUUUUCUAU
Messenger RNA from Myotis daubentonii (Daubenton's bat), 2452 nucleotides. RefSeq names its product nucleoporin 54 (gene NUP54). Lineage: Eukaryota; Metazoa; Chordata; Mammalia; Chiroptera; Vespertilionidae. Gene Ontology annotation, biological process: protein localization to nuclear inner membrane; nuclear pore organization; NLS-bearing protein import into nucleus. Gene Ontology annotation, cellular component: nuclear pore central transport channel; nuclear pore. Gene Ontology annotation, molecular function: structural constituent of nuclear pore. The record is from RefSeq and is a predicted model, not a curated record.